AUAUAGUUAAAUAAUAUUUUUGAAGAUGUAACUAUGGGAUUUUUAAGAGAUGGCAUUAUUAUAUCAUGAAUAAAUAGUAGCAUAGUAAAAAUGUGCAGGCAACACGUUUGAAAUGUGGUGGAAUAAUAGUGGCAUGCGCUUUUGAUCAUCGCAUAGCAGAUGCAUACUCAGCAAACAUGUUCCUAGUAUCAUGGGCCAAGAUAGCCCGGCCCAUGAAGCCCACUACCGUGGCCACCACCUCGGCACAACCGUGUUUUCGGCGCUCCCUCCUCAUCCCUCGACGUCCUCUCUGCAUCCAGCCUUCCCUUGACGACAUGUAUGUCCCCAUGAAUUCCCUUCCACCACCAUCUGAACUCGAACCCAAACCCGAACCCGAUAAUUUUGACUCACUCAUAAGCCGGAUAUAUUACAUCACUGCUGAUCAACUCUGCCGCAUUCAAUCACUUGCAAGCUCAUCAUUAGAUCAUAUCAAGAAUCGUACAAAGCUUGAAUCUUUCUCCGCGUUCUUGUGGAAGAUGGUUGCCAUGGCUACAUCCUCCACCACCACCACCACCGGUGGCGGAAAAAGGCUUGUUGCCAAGAUAGGUGUGGUGGUUGACGGAAGGAAGAGGCUGAGCAACGGUGACAAAAGCAAAGAAGCUACGAUGGAUAGUUAUUUUGGCAAUGUUGUUUCCAUCCCUUUCGGUGGGAAACCGGUAGAGGAGUUGGUGGAGAAGCCGUUGAGUUGGGUGGCAGAAGAGGUUCACAAGUUUCUGGAAACGGCAGUGACGGAAGAACACUUCCUAGGGCUCAUUGAUUGGGUGGAAAAGCACCGUCCCUCACCAGUGUUGGCCAGAAUUUAUUGCGGCAACACAACUGAUGUGGGACCCGCUCUUGUGGUGUCUUCUGGUCAAAGAUUUCCCGAGUCAGAAUUUGACUUUGGUUGGGGAAAACCUGUGUUUGGAUCAUACCAUUUUCCUUGGGGUGGUGAUGCUGGAUAUGUGAUGCCAAUGCCAAGUCCCAAGAGAAAUGGUGAUUGGGUGGUGUACAUGCACCUUCUCAAACCCCACAUACAUUUCAUUGAGUCUAUUGCAAAUGAUGUCUUUAAGCCCUUCACUUGGGAUUACCUCAACAAUUAACAUUUACUUCAUGAUUUGUUGCUUAAUUAAAUUCGCUUUUGAUUCUUGUCGUUGCUGGUGUGCUUGUAAUAUUUAAGAACGGUGGAAAUUCAGGUGCAGUCGAUACGAGAAGUUGAUAACUGAGAGUUGUUAGAUGAUUUGAUUGAUUUGACUAAAUUUUUAUCUAACGACUUUCGACUAUCAACUUCGUGAAGUCAACUACACCUGAGUUUUCACUUUUAAGAAUAUAAUA
This is a messenger RNA of Arachis ipaensis, 1350 nucleotides long. RefSeq names its product coniferyl alcohol acyltransferase-like. Lineage: Eukaryota; Viridiplantae; Streptophyta; Magnoliopsida; Fabales; Fabaceae. Gene Ontology annotation, molecular function: acyltransferase activity, transferring groups other than amino-acyl groups. The record is from RefSeq and is a predicted model, not a curated record.